AUGGGUGCAUAAGGAUCUAAUUUACCAAAUAAUAACUUAGUUGUACUUUUACAUUUAGAAGAUUUCAAAAAGCUGAAAGCAACAAUUGAAAGUAAAUAAAAAGAAACAGGAUUUAAUAUUAAUGAACCAAUAAAUAAAAUGGGAGAUACAUUAUUACAUUAUGCGGCCUAUAAAAAUAAUAAAUAAUUAAUUAAAUAUUUAAUUUAAUAAGGAGCAAGUGCUACAGUAUAAAAUUCCAGAGACUUAACUGCUGUAGAUGUUACUUAAGACGACGAAAUAAAAAGUAUAUUAUUAGGGAAAAUAAAUUGAAAAGAUAAUUUACUAACAGAAAAUAAUAUUAAUAUGACAUUCUAUAAAAUUAAAAAAUUAUAGUUU
This is a messenger RNA of Ichthyophthirius multifiliis, 375 nucleotides long. RefSeq lists its product as hypothetical. Lineage: Eukaryota; Ciliophora; Oligohymenophorea; Hymenostomatida. Gene Ontology annotation, molecular function: protein binding. The transcript is spliced from 4 exons. The record is from RefSeq and is a predicted model, not a curated record.